This is a messenger RNA of Closterium sp. NIES-65, 369 nucleotides long. Lineage: Eukaryota; Viridiplantae; Streptophyta; Zygnematophyceae; Desmidiales; Closteriaceae. The record is from the annotation of a GenBank genome assembly.
AUGUAUGAACAUAGGCUGAUACAUAGCAACUACUACUCACCGCAGCGUGCAGUAGUUUCAAUCGGCCCCGUCGCCUACCUGCGGCCCUACGGCCCCGUCGCCUACCUGCGGCCCUACGGCCCCGUCGCCUACCUGCGGCCCUACGGCCCCGUCGCCUACCUGCGGCUCUACGGCCGCGUCGCCUACCUGCGGCCCUACGGCCCCGUCGCCUACCUGCGGCCCUACGGCCCCGUCGCCUACCUGCGGCCCUACGGCCCCGUCGCUUACCUGCGGCCCCGGCCCCGUCGCCUUCCUGCGGCCCCGGCCUCGUCGCCUACCUGCGGCCUCGGCCCCGUCCCCUACCUGCGGCCCUACGGCCCCGUCGCCUAA